AAAUAAUGCCUUUAUGACCGUCAAUGCCAAUCAAAAACGGAAAACGUAAUGUGAACGUUCAAAAACCUGAAUUCAAAAAUGAAAUUAUUAUUUCACAUCAUCAUCUACACCAUAAUCAUCAGAGCGUUAUACGCAAAUGUUGAAAAGCAGAUCUUGAAUAUAGGUGCUAUAUUCUUUAAAGAUGAAACUGAUUUGGAGGCGGCAUUCGAUACGGCCGUUCAGGAUAUAAAUUACCUGAAUCAGGAAUACCAAUUGGAAUUUAAUCCCAUCAAACAUUAUCUAAGUGAAGAUGACAGUGUCAUCUUGCAAGAAAUAGCUUGUGAUUUGCUGCAAAAUAGUGUUGCCGCCAUUAUUGGCCCAAGUUCGGCGACAAAAAGUGACAUCGUCAAUGUUUUGUGCAAUAUGACGGGGAUACCCCAUCUACAGUUCGAUUGGCAUGGUGAAGAAACGGAUGCGGUGCUAAGCAAAUAUUUGUACACCAUCAAUGUGGCGCCAUCGGUUCAUGUCUUGUCUCAGGCCCUAAUGGAUAUUGUACAAAAUGAACCCCUGAAUUGGAAGACAUUCACAAUAGCCUAUGAAACAUCAUCGGAUUUAUCUCGCAUGCAACACCUGUUGGCAUGGAAGCAAUUUCAUAAAACGGGCAUUAAGUUGAUACCAUUUCAUCGAGAUGAUGAUUAUCGUGUUCUCUGGAAAGUUAUUAAAAAUUCUCGUGAGAGAAAUGUGCUCAUCGAUUGCCCAUCGGAUAUAAUUGUGGAAUUGAUGAGGGAGUCGAUUAAUUUCAAUAUGACGACAUCAUUUAAUAGCUUUUUCCUCACUAAUUUGGAUACUCAUACCAGUGGCAUAGAUAAACUAUUAUCCGAUAUAUUUCUAUCAAAUGUUACCAGCGUAAGACUGCGCUCCUAUAUACCACCGCCAGUGCACAGUGAAACAGAUGUCUUUGAUCCGGGAGAGAAAGACAGUGUACAGACAUUGAAUCAACAAAAUAUCUACGAUGCUUUAGUGCUGCUAUACAAUGCCCUACAGCAGACUUUUCAGCCUGAUCCCAUACCAGUACCAGAGGUCUCAUGUGAGGGUGGUUUUUGGGAAUCGGGUAAUGAUUUGAUAGAUAAAAUGAAAAAGUUGGAUCAAAAACAUCUGGAGCCGCAUUAUAAAACCCAAAAACUCACAGUCAACUCUUUUGGCAUACGCGAUGAUUUUAAUUUGGAGAUAUACGAUGUUAUGGUCGACGACACUCUCAAUGUCUGGAACAAACAGCAUGGUUUGGUGGUCUAUGAUAAUCUUAUAUCGAAUUUUACCCGCAAAGUCUUUAAGCCCAAAAAGAAAGGCGAUCAUGUUGACUAUCAAAAGAAGAAAAUUAAAUACACCGUGGCAACUAGAAUUGGAGAACCCUAUUUUAUGAUACGUGAAGAACCCGAAGGUGUGCACUUUGAGGGCAAUGAUCGUUUUAAGGGUUAUGUUGUGGACUUACUGUUCGAGUUGGCCAAGAAUUUACAUUUCGAUUUUGUCUUCGAACCAGUGCCGGAUAAUAAAUAUGGAGCUUAUGACCCGAAUACCAAUGAAUGGGAUGGCAUUGUAAGGCAGCUGAUGGACAAUCAAGCCCAGAUGGGCAUCUGUGAUCUAACCAUAACCCAAGAGCGUCGCACAGUGGUUGAUUUUACAGUGCCCUUCAUGCAAUUGGGAGUGCAGAUUCUCUACUCCAAACCACCACCACCGAAAAAGGAGCUUUUUCAGUUUCUGGAACCCUUCUCAGUGGCUGUAUGGCUGUGUUUACUCAUUGCCUUAUUCUUGAUGUCCUUGGUGUAUGUGGUAUUAGCCAGAUUCACCCCAGACGAAUGGAAGACUCAGAAAGAUCCCAAUACAGUGGAACUUACCUGGACCCUAAGGAAUUCAUUUUAUUUGCAUAUAAACUCAAUUUUGCAAGUGGGAUGUGAUAUUUUGCCAACUGCUGGCCCCAUGCGUCUCUUUACCACCUUUUGGUGGAUAUUUGCUUUGUUGAUGGCCCAAACCUAUUUGGCCAAGAUGACUUCGUUCAUAACCGCCUCCAAAAUGGAUGGUACCAUACAAAAUCUUCAUGAUCUGGUGCAACAGGAUAAAAUACAAUUUGGCACUGUCAAGGGAGGUUCCACAUCACUCUUUUUCUCCCAGUCCAGUGAAACUGAUUAUCGUUUGGCUUGGAAUAAAAUGAAAUCCUUUAAACCUGAGGCUCUCACCAAAGAUAAUAAGGAAGGCGUGGAUCGGGUCAAGCAUAGCAAAGGUCGUUAUGCCUAUCUAUUGGAGACUCCCAUAUUGCAAUAUUAUGCGAAAAAGAAUUGUGACCUAAUGCCAAUAGGAGAUCCUUUUGGAGAGAAGUUUUAUGGCAUAGCAGUGCCGUUGAAUGCUCCCUAUCGUUCCGAGUUAAAUGUGGGAAUUUUAAAGCUCAGUGAGCAAGGUUUCCUAUACAAAUUAAAAAGGGAAUGGAUUUUUCACAACAACACAGUACUAUGUGAAGAUGCACCCUCAACAGAUGGUACCCAAAUGGAUAUGCAGACAUUGCGGGGUGUGUUUCUGGUUCUGCAAUUGGGCAUAGGUGUUGGCAUUAUUAUAGGCAUAGCUGAGUUCUUUUGGUAUAUCAAUAAAAUGGCAGUAAGAGAAAAGAUAUCUCCUAAAUUGGCUUUGGCCAGAGACUUUAAAUUUUUCGUAAAUUUUUGGAAACAAAUCAAGCCUUUGUCAAUUUAUAAAUGUCCUGAGGCGGGUUCCCAAUCUCGUGGCUCCCUAAUGCCUUCUACAGCAACAGAAACUAACAGUUCUGAGAAACAUAAGAGAAAAGUGAAAAGAAGGAAAAAACCUGAAAAGGAUGCCAAAGUUUGA
Molecule: messenger RNA, 2847 nt
Organism: Stomoxys calcitrans (stable fly)
Lineage: Eukaryota; Metazoa; Arthropoda; Insecta; Diptera; Muscidae
Gene: GluRIIB
Product: glutamate receptor ionotropic, kainate 2
Exons: 12
Coding region: 79-2847 (922 amino acids)
Biological process (GO): synaptic transmission, glutamatergic; modulation of chemical synaptic transmission; monoatomic ion transport
Cellular component (GO): postsynaptic membrane; plasma membrane
Molecular function (GO): transmitter-gated monoatomic ion channel activity involved in regulation of postsynaptic membrane potential; glutamate-gated receptor activity
Source: RefSeq, a predicted model, not a curated record